CAGGAAUAAGUGUCUGUAUGCGAAGUACAGCUGAGUAUAGGUUGUGUGUGUGUGUGUGAACUCUAGACAUGAAUGCUCUAGUGGUUAUCCUCUUCCUUGUAAAUAGUUUUCCGCAUUCACAUGCUGUGGAGAAGAUACAGGAGUUCUUCAUCGCUGCAGUGGAGACAAGCUGGGAUUAUCUGAACACUGGUGAUGGGGAUCCAGCUGCUAAUCUCAGAGGAUCCAGCGUCCAAAAGUAUGUCAAAGUCGUGUACACUGAAUAUACAGACUCAACCUUCGCCACCCCGAAAACGAAACCUCCAUGGGCAGGAAUUCAAGGUCCUACAAUCAGAGCAGAAGUGAAUGACCGAGUGGUGGUCCACUUUAAGAAUUUCGCUACUUAUCCUCUCAGCAUUUCCCCGAUCGGUAUCCCCUACUGGAAACAAUCUGAAGGUGCUGGUUAUGAGGACGCCACAUCUUCCCUGGAGCAAGAGGAUGAUUCUGUAAAGCCUGGUGGAUAUUAUAAAUACGUGUGGGACAUUCAUCCUAACAGUGGGCCAACCAUCGCAGACCCAGAGUGUCUCACCUACUCCUACUCAUCACAAGUGGACACUGUGCGAGACUUCAAUUCCGGACUCAUCGGGGCUUUCCUGAUCUGCAAAUCAGGUACACUAACGGAUGACCGUCAGCGUAAGUUGCCUGAGUUUGUGCUGCUGUUUGCUGUUUUCGAUGAAAGUAAGAGUUGGUAUAGAGACGUGGGCAGGGCGGAUAAACCGAGGAAACCGUCUGAACGUCAGCAGUUCCACACCAUCAACGGAUACAUCAAUUCCACACUGAAAGGUCUGAAGUUAUGCCAGAAAAGCUCAGAAGUUUCCUGGCACCUUAUUGGUCUGGGCUCCACUCCAGACAUUCAUACUAUUCAGUUCCAGGACCACACUCUAAAAGUUAUGGAUCACAGACGGGUUAUGGUAGAGAUGAGCCCUAUGACCUUCACCACUGCCCUGCUCAACCCAUAUGCUGUAGGAAAGUUUCUUAUUUCCUGUAGGAUCCAUGCACAUCAGCAAGCUGGUAUGAGUGCCUUCUUCACUGUGGAGAACUGUCCUGAAUCCAAUGAACUGCCUGAAGUACAAAAUGUUGAUGAAAAAGAUGAAGAGGACAUGGACUACACAAGGGAUAAUCUUUAUUCUAUUCUCUUUCGACCUGGUGGACCCCCAUCCAUUCUGAGGUCUGGUGGAAGACGACCCAAAGUCUGGAUUCAUUACAUCAGUGCUGAGGAGAUCAUGUGGGACUACAACCCUCAGGAUGACCGAACUACAAAGCUUGAGCCUUCAGUUCAAAAAACACCACGCUUAGGUAAAGUCUAUAAGAAGGUAGCUUAUGUCGAGUACACAGACAGCACGUUCACAAAGAAGAAAAACCAAAGCAACGCACUGAUUGGUCCAGUGCUUAGAGGAGAGGUGAAUGACCAGUUUCAGAUUAUUUUUAAAAAUAUGGCCAAUCGACCUUAUAACAUCUUUCCAAAUGGACUUGCCAACGUACAGCCAGUGAAGAAGAGAGAUAAGCAAGUGGAUCUGAGGUCCCUGGCUGUCCCACCAGGUGAGAUCAUGAUGUACCUGUGGAAGGUGACAGCAGAGGAUGCUCCCAUUGAAGCCGACCCCCGCUGUCUGACCCGGAUGUAUCACAGUACAGUGGAUUCAGAGCGAGACAUUGCGUCUGGGCUGGUUGGGCCCCUUAUCAUCUGCAAGUCACAGAGUUUGGACAAACGAGGGAAUGUGUUAUCUUCAGAUAGUGAAAAACACCUCAUGUUCUCCAUUUUUGAUGAAAACAAAAGCUGGUAUGCUGAUGAGAACAUCAGGAAGUUUAGCGAAGAUCCUUCCAAAAUUGAUCGCAAUGAUCCUCAUUUUUACAGCUCUAACAUCAUGCACAGUGUAAAUGGUUUCAUGUAUAACAGUCUACAGUUUAAAAUGUGUGUUGGUGAGGUUAUGCUCUGGCACGUGGCUAAUGUGGGCAUGCAGAGUGAUUUUCUGUCAGUUUAUUUCACGGGAAACCCAUUCGAAAAAGACAGAACCUAUGGCACAGUUCUUACGCUUUUCCCAAUGACAGGUGACACGGUCAUUACCGAGAUGGAGACUGAAGGUGAAUGGGAGAUUGGUGCCUUCGAUCCCACUCUGAAAGCACAAGGGAUGUCUGUACGAUACUCUGUGUUUAACUGUGAGCAAGAGCUCCCCCUGGUGGACACUGAUGAUUACGAUGACUUGGCCAACCACAUAGAUAAACACUUCCCGAUCCCACGGGGCUUCAAGAAGAGGAACCGAACUAUGACUAUCCAGGUUUGCCAAAAAGUGUCAAGCAACACAAAUCAAACAGAGGAGCAAAAUUCCAUCAGUGGCCCUCUGGAGAAAACAGGUGAGAAGACCACCCUGGUUUGCAGAAAAAAACUUGUCCCUGUAGAUAAAGCCGAGGAUCUGGAUGUUCUCUCCCAGGGGGGAAUUCCGCAGGAUAUUCUAGAUCAACUGAACAUGGAGAUGGGUCAAUCAAAACGCCAAAAGAGGCUUGCGUUUGUAGAGAAUGACACAGCAGCAAAGAUUGACCAUCCUUCCUCUCAUUCCCACAGAAAUCACACAGAAUCUUUAAGUCACAAAGGAACAAAAGCAGAUGAAAUGGUUAAGAUGGAAGUUAAUGAUACACAGAGAUACCAGGAACAAGAAAAACCUGAAAAAUCAAACCCAGAUAAGAGUCCAUCUGUUAACCUCUUUAAGAAAUUUAUUCAUAAAUCAGGACUGAAUAUGACCUCUGAUUUGGGCCCCAAGAUUAACUUGACAGAGAGGCCUCGAAGACAGGCUUCGGAAAAGGAUACAGACAGGGUCACAAAACCAAAUGAUGCAGUCACUGACAAUGAUGUCCUAAAAGAUACAGUUCUAGAUCUGGAGAAGGUGAACGAAAGCCUAGAUGCUCAUAACUCUCCCCACAUAGAUCAACAUCUGGAUCAACAUCUGGAUCUGAGCUCUAAGUAUUUUUCGCCAAACUCCUCCCAGAAUGAGACCCACUCAAAUAACCUUCCGCCUUCGGAAUAUGACGAUUACGAAGAUGAUGAGAACAAAACCAUUUCAAGUUACGAGUCCUCUGACGAGAUUGAUAUCAGGUCCGGUGAAUCCAAGUUCCGUAGCUAUUACAUCGCAGCUGAGGAAAUCAUGUGGGACUAUGGAAUUGACAAACCUUCCCAACUCAUCAGUACCAGGGAGACGAAAAGGGGAUUAAAAAAGUAUUUUCCAGCCUACAAGAAAGUUGUGUACCGAGCGUACCAUGACAGAGAAUUCAAGAAUCCUGUGAAACGUGGAGAGCUAGAUGAGCACCUUGGGAUCAUGGGUCCUGUGCUUAAGGUGGAGGUCAAUGAUGUUCUUACUGUCGUUUUCAGGAAUACCGCCUCCAGACCGUACUCCCUUCAUCUACAUGGUGUGUAUGACAGAACCAUGGUGAGCUCUGCACCACAGGGAGUGAAACUACGGGAGGACGAGGGACCUGGUGACCCUGUGCCUCCGGGGGAGGAGAGGAUCUACAAUUGGAGAAUUACUAAAAGACAAGGACCAUCAUCCAAGGACUUUGACUGCAAGGCCGGAGCUUAUUACUCUACUGUUAAUAUGGAAAAGGACAUAAACUCUGGUCUGAUCGGUCCCUUGCUGAUCUGUCGUCCCGGGACGCUUCAGUCACGUGCCCUCCUGCAACCUGGAGUGCAAGACCUAUUCCUCCUGUUUACUGUUUUCGACGAGAAGAAGAGCUGGUAUCUGGAUUACAACAUGAGGAAGUUCUGUACAUCACCGUGCCAGGCCAAAGUAGACGAUCCCUGGUUCGAGACCAACAAUAAAUUUGCUGCAAUCAAUGGACACGUCGCAGAUACUCUACCUGGCCUGGUGGUGGCGCAGCACCGGGUAUCUCGCUGGCACCUUCUAAACGUUGGCAGCGGUGGAGAGUUUCAUGCUGUCCACUUCCACGGAAUACCGUUUAGCAACGGGAAAGACCAGGAACACCGCCUGGGCAUCUACAACCUUUAUCCGGGAAUGUUUGGAACCAUUGAAAUGAGACCAGGCGUGGUGGGCACCUGGCGGGUGGAGUGCACCAUUGGAGACCACCAACUCUCUGGCAUGAGAGCCAAACUUUUAGUUUAUAACCCAGAAUGUGUUCAGCCGUUGGGAAUGCAGUCAGGAUGGAUAGCUGAUGAGCAGCUCACUGAAUCCGAUCAUUAUGAAAAGUGGGAGGUAGGUUUAGCCCGACUGCACUUAUCCGGCUCGGUUAAUGCUUGGAUUGGCAACAAUGAAAAGUCUUGGAUACAGGUGGAUUUGUUACGGCCCAUGGUGCUCCACGGGAUCCAGACACAGGGAGCGAAAACUACAUUCGGUCUGAAGGACAUGUUUACUGUGAUCUUCACCAUCAGCUACAGCAUGGACCAGAAAACGUGGAAGAUGUACAAAGGAAACAGUAGCGAGUCUGUCUAUAAAUUUAAUGGAAAUCUGGAUGGCUCCAAGACAAAGGAGAACCACUUCUCACCUCCAAUCAUUGGCCGCUACAUUCGCAUUCAUCCAGUCACCUACGUCAUCAAGCCGACUUUGAGGUUUGAGCUGCUGGGCUGCGAUCUCAACAGUUGCUCACUACCAUUAGGAAUGCAGAAGAACCUGAUUUCUAAAGAUCAGAUUACGGCUUCAUCCUUCCGACAAAGCUGGAGAAACUCAUGGACCCCAGAGCUCGCCCGACUCAACCAAGAGGGCAGCGCCAACGCAUGGAGACCUAAGUCUAAUAACCCUUACGAGUGGCUGCAAGUGGACUUUAAUAUGGUGAAGAGAGUCACUGGUAUCAUCACACAGGGAGCCAAAUCCAUGUUCACGAGCAUGAUGGUGACCGAGUUCACCAUCUCUGUUAGUGAUGACGGCCACAGCUGGGCCAAGGUCACCGAACCGGGAACGCAACGGGAGAAGAUCUUUGAAGGGAACAGCGAGUACAAUGAGGAGAAGCUGAACAUGUUCGAGCCUCCGCUGUUCACUCGAUUUAUCCGCAUUCACCCCAAAGGCUGGAAUAAUGACAUUGCACUGAGGGUGGAGUUCCUGGGAUGUGAUACGCAACAGAGACUCUAACAGGCAGAGUGGAAGAGAGAGAGAGAGAGAGAGAGAGAGAGAGAGAGCGAGUGUGACUGAAAGUGUGAAACAUAUAGAAGAAGUGUGAGUGCGUGAGCGAAUUAAAAAGUGUUUGCGUGAUCAUUGACUCAUUCAAAUUUACUGAUUGUAAAAUUGUUCUCAUUUUUAUUAUUUUUGAAUUAUUUUCGUACAUAUUUAUCGCUCAAAUCUUUUAAUGCUGGUAAUGGAUCUCUCAUUGUUCAGGAUCUGUUCAGAAAAAAAAUGCCUGUUGAUUACACACACACAUAGAUCACUUUGUAUUCCUACAAUGACUGAGUGGAGUCUGUUUGCUGUGUGGUGUGUGUGGUGUGUGUGGUGUUAUAUGAGUCUAUAAGAUACAGCAGCAGCGUUAUACUUGUAGGUGUACAGUUAGAGACCAUAGUUUAUCUUUUUCCAUGCACAGCGUGUGUGAACUCUUUAUCUUUGUCAGUUUAUGACCACAGCACUGCUGCUGUACCUGAUAACACUCACACCAGCCAUACACACACACACACACACACACACACACACACACACACACACUCUGCUACCAUGGCAUUGUUAUUGCUGCGCUUAGAAUAAUAUCUGGUGAGCUAUGGUCUUACUGGUGGUCCUUUUCCAUCACUAAUACAUUGUGUAUUGUCCAAUUAGUGACACUUCAGGCAAUUCCGUAUAUAGACUAAUAAUUAGGAAAUGUAUGUACAUAUAUUUUUCUUUUAUAUCAGUGUUUUUUAUUAUUUAUGAACUUUUUUUUCCCCCAAAUAUGCUGCUCAUUUAAUGUUUUUUUUGUU
Molecule: messenger RNA, 5911 nt
Organism: Clarias gariepinus (North African catfish)
Lineage: Eukaryota; Metazoa; Chordata; Actinopteri; Siluriformes; Clariidae
Gene: f8
Product: coagulation factor VIII, procoagulant component
Exons: 25
Coding region: 69-5102 (1677 amino acids)
Molecular function (GO): oxidoreductase activity; copper ion binding
Source: RefSeq, a predicted model, not a curated record